AUCCCGGCUGUUUGGCGGUGCAGAGCAGGCCUAGGGCUCGGAGUGAAGGCCGCGGCGGGACCGGGCCAGGCCGGCGCUGGGGAGAGAGUGAACCAGAGAGGCGCCGCGAACGGACAGUCCGCUCACCACGGCCGCAGGCUGAGCGGAGCCUAUGGCCCCGAAGCAGCAGCUGGAGAAGGCGGCCUGGCAGUGGACUGAGAGCGUCAGGCCGGAGGAGGUGAAGCAGGAACACAUCGAGCUGGCGUACCGCAUCCGCCUGGGCUCCUGCCGCAGGGACGCCCGCAGACGCAACUGUAGAGGAAACCCAAACUGCUUAGUAGGUCUUGGUGAACAUGUUUGGCUGGGAGAAAUUGAUGAAAAUAGCUUCCACAAUAUCGAUGAUCCAAACUCUGAAAGGAGAUGCAAGAAUACCUUUGUUGGAUUAACUAAUCUUGGAGCUACUUGUUACGUUAACACCCUGCUUCAGGUUUGGUUUCACAACCUUGAGUUGCGACAAGCACUGUAUCUCUGCCAUAGUCCUCGAAAGGAAAUAGGGACUGGAGAAGCGAUCGAGGAUGAUGCAGAAUUUGAACCGCAAUCCAUCUGUGAGCACCUUCAGUACUUGUUUGCUUUGUUGCAAAGUAGCAAUAGACGAUAUAUUGAUCCUUCUGGUUUUGUAAAAGCACUGGGCCUGGAUACAGGGCAACAGCAGGAUGCUCAAGAAUUCUCUAAGCUUUUUAUGUCACUAUUGGAGGACACACUAUCAAAACAGAACAAUCCAGAUGUACAGAAUAUUAUUCAGCAGCAGUUCUGUGGACAGUAUGCGUAUGUCACAGUGUGUAAUCAGUGCAGGCGGGAGUCUAAGCUGUUAUCUCGUUUUUAUGAACUGGAGUUAAAUAUCCAAGGACACAAGCAGCUGACAGAUUGCAUUGAUGAAUUUCUGAAGGAAGAAAAGCUGGAAGGAGAUAACAGGUACUUUUGUGAUGAAUGUCAGGACAAACAGAAUGCAACUAGGAAAAUUAAACUACUCAGCCUUCCAAGAACACUCAAUUUGCAGCUUUUGAGGUUUGUCUUUGACAGACAAACUGGUCAUAAAAAAAAGCUAAACUCUUACAUCAGCUUUCCUGAAGUUUUAGACCUAACUACGUACCUUGAACGAAAAGAUAUUGGCUGUAUUUAUGAACUGAGUGCGGUGCUGAUCCACAGAGGGGUGAGUGCAUAUUCCGGCCAUUACAUUGCACACGUGCGAGAUGACAGGACCGGCGACUGGUAUAAAUUUAAUGAUGAGGAGAUUGAGAAAAUGGAAGGGAAGAAGCUACAGUUGGGGAUAGAGGAAGAUCUUGCUGAACCUUCAAAGUCACAGACACGAAAACCCAAAUGUGUUAAAGGUGUUCACUGUUCGCGGAAUGCUUACAUGUUGGUGUACAGACGUAAAGUGGAAGGAGGCAAGGAAAAGGAAAUAACUGUUCAACUACCACCACAUUUACAAAAAAUGGUUGAACGUGAUAACAAAAAAUUUGAGGAGUGGUGCAUGGAAAUGGCUGAGAUGCGGAAGCAGAGUGUGGACAAAGGCAAAGCCAAGCAUGAGGAGGUGCAAGAGCUCUUUAACAUGUUACCAGCUAAAGAAGAUGAGCACUAUGAGUUUCUACCAGUGGAUUGGUUACGGAAGUGGCUGGAUGACUCGGCAGUAACAAAACCAAUUGAUAAUUCUUGCCACCUGUGUGCACAUAACAGACUUAUUCCGGAUAAAAUCUGUGAUGUCAAAAGGAUUUCUCAGAAAGCAGCUGAUAUUUUCUAUGCUAGAUAUGGAGGUGGUCCCAGGUUGGAUGCUACUGCUUUAUGUAGAGAUUGUGUGGUGGAAAAAUGCAGGAUUCUUAGAUUAAAAAAUCAGUUAAAUGAAGAUUACAAAAUCAUCUCCAACUUGACCAGGACCACAUUGCAAAGCCAUGAAGGAUAUUGGGUGGGAAAAGCCUCACUUCGAAGUUGGCGUCAACUAGCACUAAAUCAGUUGGAUGGAAAGGAAGGUGACCCAGAUCACACUGAUGGGAAAAGCAAUGGAGAAGGCCUAAACAAUUUGCAUGCCAAAGGGGAUGACGAGAUGAUAGGAGAAAAGGAUGAUGAUGAAGACAUGAACUUUAACGAAGAUCUUGUCUGUCCACAUGGCGAUUUAUGCACAUCUGAAACUGAAAGAAGACUUGUGUCUGUUGAAACGUGGCAUAGACUAAAGGCUUAUUUCCCAAAGUCACCUGAGUUCCCACAUUAUCACUCGCCUUGUGUACAGUGUCAGGUAUUAGAAAAGGAGGGUGAGGAAAAUGAAACUCUGAGCAAGAUGAUGGCAAAUGAGCAGAAAUCAGCACUUCUAUGUCUUUUUCAAGAUAAGAAUAGACCACUGCUAAUCAAAUGGCCUGAGGAGACAGAUGUUCUUUAUGUUGUUUCCCAGUUUUUUGUCGAAGAGUGGAAGAAGUUUAUCAGGAAGCCAACGAAAUGCAGUCCUGUAUCAUCUGUGGGUAACAAUGCACUUCUCUGUCCACACGGAGGUCUCAUGUUUACAGCAGAGUCAAUGACCAAAGAGGAUUCAAAACAUGUAGCUCUUUUAUGGCCAAGUGAAUGGGAAAUCAUCCACAAAUUAUUUGUCGUUGAUAAUACGAUUAAAGUUAUUCGACUGAUGAGCACUGGAGAAAAUGGCACUGUCCAACUGGAAUAUACCACCAGUCCUGAUCUUUGUGGAGAGUGUCGGGAAGGUUUACUUUGUCAACAGCAGCGAGAUUUAAGAGAGUACACACAGGCCACUAUCUAUAUCCGAAAGGUAGUGGAGAGUAUCAAGGUGAUGAAAGAAGGUGCACCAGAGCUAAAUUUAAGUGGUUCAGAGGCAGAGGAGGAGAGAGAGGAAUGCAAAGUAGAAGGAGAGAAGGAUCCUGACUUUAACCAGAGUAAUGGAGCGAAACGACGGAAGCUGACACACCCUUGUAUUGGUGGAGGUAACAGCAGCACAUACUAUAAACAGGGAAUUCGACGUAGCACACGGCAUAGAGUUCGUGGAGAAAAGGAGCUCAUUGUGUCAGCGAAUCAGACUCUCAAAGAGUUGAAAAUUCAGAUCAUGCAUGCCUUUUCUGUUGCACCAUUUGAUCAAAAUUUGUCACUGGAAGGACGGAUGCUAACUGAUGACACUGCAACACUGGGAAAUCUGGGAAUUAUCCCAGAAUCAGUCAUUCUGUUAAAGGCUGAUGAACCACUUGCUGAUUAUACAGCAAUGGAUGAUAUAAUGCAAGUAUGUAUGCCUGAAGAGGGUUUUAAAGGUACAGGUCUACUGGGCCACUGAGCAAAUGAAAAUUGCUGUGGACAGCUGAGUGAAAAGUUAUGCAAUAAGGAAGGACAAAGGUGAAGUUGCUCAAACAUUGCACCAAGCAUACAGGACAUGCAUUGACUUGGUUUAUACUUUUAAAAAGAAAGGACCAGUCUUAAAGUUUGCUUGUAUCUCCUGCCUUUUUAUGCAAAAAUGCACAGUGUCUUGAAUUCAGUUGAUGGAGCAAUAGAGGAAAAUAAACCUGUUUCGAUGCUGCCUUGACAUUUCAGAGUGACCAGAUCAUUGGUGUUGAGAGAGAAAAUCCCCUUCGAUUCACUGUGUCUAAAAAUGUAUUUGAAGCCAGAAUAGUGUCUUGAUGCCUGUUCUGAUCAAGCUGUUUGAUGUAAAGUUUCUUCCUUGAGCACGCUCAACUGUUGGCAAGUUGCUAUUUACCAUGAGGCCAAUAAUUAACUUUUUCUCCUGUGAUGUCAUCACACACUUAAAAGUUGAUUUUUGCUUAGAAUGACACAUCAACCUGUCAAUAUGUGUUAAUACUGAGUUAUAUAAAUUGUUUAACACAUCAAAUUAACAAGUCACUACUGCAUUUCAAAAUGUAAAAUAUGCAAGAACAAACUGAACAAAUUUAAUGUUCUAUGAGUAUCCUUGUUCAGGUUGUUCCUUGCAACUUGUAAACUGUGUACACAGUGAAAUAGUUGCCUGCAUUAAUUACAUUAAUGUUUCCUGAUAUAUUCGAGUAAUAUUGUACUAGGACCACUGAAGUGCUGUAAAUAAAUGCAAUGCUUCUUGAUUUAAUACAUUUUACUGUUUUGUUUUUUGAUACGGCCUUUUGCUUGGAAGAGAAUUGAAAGUGUGCUGAAAUAGGUUUUUCCAAAUCCUGUUAAAAGGGUUGUACAAAUUGCGUUUGUUGUAGAAAUGCUGUGGUAAAAAUGCUAUCUUGAUAAAUCUACUAGAAUUGUUAUAUUGCUUAUCUUUACUGUACCAAAUAAAAGAGCAGAUGGUUAUAGAAAAUGAGGUGU
This is a messenger RNA of Hemiscyllium ocellatum (epaulette shark), 4299 nucleotides long. RefSeq names its product ubiquitin specific peptidase 48 (gene usp48). Bases 152 to 3298 code for a protein of 1048 amino acids. Gene Ontology annotation, molecular function: cysteine-type endopeptidase activity; protein binding; cysteine-type deubiquitinase activity. Gene Ontology annotation, biological process: protein deubiquitination. Gene Ontology annotation, cellular component: cytosol; nucleus. The transcript has 27 exons. The record is from RefSeq and is a predicted model, not a curated record. Lineage: Eukaryota; Metazoa; Chordata; Chondrichthyes; Orectolobiformes; Hemiscylliidae.